Notolabrus celidotus (New Zealand spotty) is the source of this 1919-nucleotide messenger RNA. RefSeq names its product tripartite motif-containing protein 35-like. The record is from RefSeq and is a predicted model, not a curated record. NCBI's taxonomy places the organism in Eukaryota, Metazoa, Chordata, Actinopteri, Labriformes, Labridae. The transcript has a single exon. The coding region runs from base 1 to 1410 and encodes 469 amino acids. Gene Ontology annotation, molecular function: protein binding; zinc ion binding.
AUGUCGAGACGUUUUUCUAAAGCAGGAGAUUAUUACUGUUCCAUCUGUAAGGACAUCUUCAAGGACCCUGUUGUGUUGACAUGCAGCCACAACUUCUGCAAAGACUGUCUGAAGCGACGGUGGUCGCGCACAGUGAUGAACCUGUGUCCUCUGUGUAAAAAAAUAUCUCACAAAGACCCGCCCCGUAACUGGGCAUUAAAAAACCUGUGUGAUUCUGUCACAUUGAACCUUUCAAUGGAGGAGAAGGCCCCUGCAGGGUCUGAGGAUCUCUGCAGCCUGCACUCAGAGAAACUGAAGCUCUUCUGUCUGGACCAUCAGCAGCCAGUGUGUGUUGUCUGUCGGGAUUCCAGAGCACACACCAACCACAGAUUCAGUCCCAUUGAUGAGGCUGCAGAGGACUACAAGAAGGAGCUAAGGCAACAACUUAAGUCCACACAGGACCAAAUAAAGCACUGCAUAAAAGUCCAAUUUAACUGGGAUCAAACAGCGCAGCAUAUCAAGGCCCAGACUCAAACCACAGAGAGUCAGAUUCGGGAGAAGUUUAAGAGACUUCAGUAUUUUCUCACUAAAGAAGAAGAGGCCAGGGUCUCUGCUCUGAGGAGGGAGGAGGAGCAGAAGAUUGGAAUGAUGAGGAUAAAGAUUCUGACUCUGAGCAGACAGAUCGAGUCUCUUUCAGACACCAUUAAAAGCACAGAGCAGGUGCUGCAGUCUGAAAGGAUCACAUUCCUGAAGAAUUACCAGGCAGCACUUGAAAAAGUCAAGCAGCGCCCCCCGGUGGAGGAUUCCCAGCUAGGCCCAGGAGCUCUCAUAGAUGUGGCCAAACACCUGGGCAACCUGACCUACAACAUCUGGAACAAGAUGAAGGAGGUGGUUUCGUACUCUCCUGUGAUUCUGGAUCCAAACACUGCCGGAUCAAACCUCUUUGUGUUUGAUGACCUGAAACAUGUGUUGUUUGUAGAGCAACAGAGUCCGCUUCCACAGAACCCAGAGAGAUUUGAGAGGCACCCGAUGGUGCUCGGAUCCAAGGGCUUCAACUCGGGGACUCACAGCUGGGAUGUGGAAGUGAGGAGUGAUAAAAGCUGGGCUGUGGGUGUGAUAAGAGAGUCUGCAUCAAAGAACAAAGGUAACCUGACUGGAUACUGGGAGUUGCAGUAUUGUGAUGGUGUAUACAAAGUGUCCUCUCCACCAGAUGCAGAUGAGUUUCUCUUCAUGCAGGAGCAGCUGCAGAGGAUCAGGGUGACACUGAACUGGGAAAAAGGGACACUGUCUUUUUUUGAUCUGGGUACAAACACACACCUUUACACAUUCUACCAGGCCUUCACUGAGCGUGUGUUUCCCUACAUUAACACGAUAAAUACAAAGCAACUGAGCAUAUUACCAAAGAAAGUCAUGGUACAGUUUGAGAUGUAGAUAUAAACGUUAGAGUCCCUGGAAACCAUCCUAUAAAAGCUCCUUUAUCUUCUGCUGCUAUGCUCACAAUAUCUCUAUGUUUAUAUCUUAAUGUGUGUUUCUAUGCAUGACUGUAGCAGCAUUUUGGAGCUCGGUUACAUUUGCAGGUAAUGAAAAUAGUUAUUGUCUACAUUCAACCUUUACCAUACAUUUAAAUUAGACAAAGGUGUGUGAGAGUGAAGUCGUUAGGUUUAUUUGAGUGUUUUUGAAUUCAGCUCCAGCAAAGCGGAGCUUGUAAAUAGAACUCACUUGUAAAAUUAGGCGUCAUUCAUCUUAAGUUUGCAUACAGUCAUUACAGUUUUGAAGAAGUCGCAUCAAACUGAAAUGAUGAAAUAGGAUCCAACUGUGUUUAUUUGGGUUUCAUUGUUGUUGUAAAUAAUAUAAAAUGUUGGUUUAGAGAUGGCAGAGAGAAAUAUAACUUUGAUGUGUUUUUGCAGAUGUCCAGUCUGGGCUAAAACGUCUGUCAUGAA